Neltuma alba is the source of this 1746-nucleotide messenger RNA. Its product is annotated as TMV resistance protein N-like. Bases 85 to 1746 code for a protein of 553 amino acids. Lineage: Eukaryota; Viridiplantae; Streptophyta; Magnoliopsida; Fabales; Fabaceae. The record is from RefSeq and is a predicted model, not a curated record. The transcript is spliced from 4 exons. Gene Ontology annotation, biological process: defense response; signal transduction. Gene Ontology annotation, molecular function: ADP binding.
AGCCCAAGGACGACAUCUUCCUCCUUUGCUUUAUCCUAGGCUCCUGCGAGUCUGCUAAGAUUAGCGGCGCCCGACGUAGCUGCCAUGGCUCUACCAGCAGUGUCCUCUUGUAUUGAUUACAAAUGGAAGUAUGACGUGUUUCCUAGUUUUCAUGGUGAAGACAGUCGGUUAAGUUUCGUUAGCUUUCUUCGCGGAUCUCUACAUGAAAGAGGAAUCCGUGUCUUUAUGGAUGAUGAGCACAUCAGAACGGGAGAAGAAAUCACACCAGCACUUAUCAAAGCCAUAAGAGAAUCCAGGAUAGCUAUCAUAGUUUUCUCCGAGAACUAUGCCAACUCAACGUUCUGCCUGCAGGAACUUGUAGAGAUUCUCAAAUGCUUUAAAGAAGAAGGUCGAUUAAUAUAUCCAGUAUUUUACUAUGUGGAUCCAUCAGAGUUGCGACGUCCGAGAGCAAGCUAUGCAGAGGCUUUGGCCCGAUUGGAGGAAAGAUUUAAGGACAACAAACAACAAGUAGAAAAUUGGAGGUUGGCUUUGUCCCAAGCAGCUAAUUUGAAAGGGUGUCAUCUCAAAGCCAAGAUUGCAAAUGAGCAAGAACAUAUUACAGAGAUCACCAAUGAAGUAUCAGCGAGGAUUAAUCGUAUUCAUAAUCAUUUACACGUUACUCAAUACCCUGUUGGACUUGUGUCUCGGGUGAAAGAAGUGUUCUCACAUUUAGAUCUUUGGUCUACUAAGAAAAAUAAAAUGGUUGGAAUUGUGGGACCUGGUGGAAUAGGUAAAUCAACGAUUGCAAGAGCCUUGUAUAAUUUGAUUGCUGAUCAUUUUGAAGGCUUAUGUUUUCUUCCUAAUGUGAGGGAAAAGUCUAGAAUGCCAAAUGGUUUGGCACAUCUUCAAGAGACAUUGCUUUGUAAAUUAGUCAAGGAGAAAGAUCUCAAAUUGGGUGAUUUGCAUGAAGGAAUACCAAUAAUAAAACAUAGGCUUGGCCACAAGAAAAUUCUUUUGAUCAUUGAUGAUGUUGAUGAAUUGAAACAGUUAGAAGCUCUAGCUGGAAGUUGUGAUUGGUUUGGUCCUGGAAGUAGAAUUGUCAUAACAACUAGAAAUAAACAGUUGUUCACAAGUUCUCAUGUUAAGAGCAUUUAUAAUGCUAGGGAAUUACAUGAUGAGGAAUCUCUUCAAUUGCUUUGUUGGCAUGCCUUUAAAAAGGAGAAUGUGGAGUUUGAUUUCAUGGAGGUUUCUAAGCGUGCAAUACGUUAUUGUUGUGGAUUUCCAUUAGUCUUAAAAGUGACUGGUUCUCACUUAUGCGGUAGAGGAGUCAACGAAUGGCACUCUGCAUUGGAUCAAUUUAAAAGAAUUCCACAAGGAGAAGUUUUGGAAGUCCUUAGAUUAAGCUAUGAUGCUUUAGGAGAAUUUGAGAAAGAAAUUUUCCUACACUUGGCUUGUUUUUCCAAAGGUGAGGAAUUAGGAGAAGUUAAGGGCAUGUUGUUAUGUUUAUAUGGAAUCCCACUGGAUAAUGUUAUUAAUGUUCUGGUCAAUAAAUCCCUCAUAAGGAUUGAAGGAGAUCAGGUGUUAAUGCAUGACGUGAUUGUAGAUAUGGGUAAAGAAAUUGUUCGACAAGAAUCACCAAAUGAACCCGGUAAAAGAAGUAGGUUAUGGUUCUACCAAGAUAUUCUUCAUGUUUUAAAUCGAAACACAGGAACCAAUAAAGUGGGAACAAUGAAAUACAAAUGCAAUGGAGUGGAAAGGCAUUCAUGA